AUGCAGCGUGCGAAUAAAGUCAACGUCGCGAACGUAUUCACUGCCGCCGGCACACAUCUGCGGCCCAACUUGCGCGUGAAAGCCAGUCCGCCCAGCAGUCGUGUCUGUACGCCGGUCAUAAAGUACGAACCGACGUCCACAGCCGAUGACAAUGAGCGUGAGGGCGAUUUGGCCGGUGUGCCUAGCCUUGGUAUGGUCACGCAAAGCGGUGCGAUUACAGUUGGUAUCACUGGUGAUGGCAGCGCCGCGUUGCCCGGUGAUUGUACCGACGAUGAGCAACCAUGUGAUCUGCGCUUAAGCGCUUUUCCGAUGAAUCUGGUGUCGAUGGCGAUACAACGGGCUGCACUACAGUCCAUAGCGGCCGCACCGUCAACCCACCUCACGUCCCUGAUGAACUUUCCGCAUUCGCACGUCGGCACACAUGCACAAUUGACGACGCAAACAACAGCACAAUCACGUGCACUAUCACCAACACGCCGUUAUAGCAUCAGCACCAGUACCGCUACGGGUAAUAAUGUAACUGGUGUUGGUGCGGGCGUAGUGCCUUCAAAUAGAGACACAACCCCACCGCUUACGGGUAGUGGUGUUGGUGUUGUUGUUGGCGGCAACAUGAACACUGUGCCGUUAACUACUGGUACGAGUGCGCCUAGCAUCACCUCAGGCGGUCCAUCUACCUCGGCAGCGGCGGCGGCAGCAGCAGCGGCCGGCAACACCACCCUCAUAAUAGGCAGCAGUUGUGGCGAUGAGGCCGCCAUCGGCGCCGGUGUGUUGAGCAAUAGCAGCAGUGCUGCUGGCAGUAGUCACAUGACGGCCAUUACAUCCGGUACCGGUGGUGGUGGCACCUUCGGUGGCGCCUACACAUGCGAACGUUGUGGGAAUUCGUAUGCACGACCGCAUAGCCUAAAUCGGCAUAUGCGUUUCGAGUGCGGCGUCGAGCCGAAAUUCGAAUGUCCGAUUUGUCACAAGAAGUCAAAGCAUAAACAUAAUCUCGUCCUGCAUAUGCGCACGCAUCAACAUCGAUGA
Molecule: messenger RNA, 1023 nt
Organism: Bactrocera oleae (olive fruit fly)
Lineage: Eukaryota; Metazoa; Arthropoda; Insecta; Diptera; Tephritidae
Source: RefSeq, a predicted model, not a curated record